AUGACCCUUGAAGACAAGUUGACACCUCCCAGUACGCCGCCGUCGGUAGAUUCCACCGCGGCUAAGUCGCGUAUAACGCCUCAGGUAUCGGAGGCUUCUGGAAGUUACGAAAAUGGCGAUAUUGACCUGAUGGAUAUCGCCAAAAAAAUGUACCACGAUCAGUUUGUGUCGAUUCAACCAGAAGAAUAUACCCAGUUUCUCGCGGCAGCCGACGCGGAGUCGGAGAAGAUCCGGGAUUACUAUAUGGACCUUUUUACGUGGCAUUCCAACCUUCUUACAUCUACACGAAUGUUGUGUGCCAAGCUUCAUUUGAAAGGAGAAUCGCAAGAAAUCGACCGGAUCUUGAGUUCAUUCACCAAGUCGUACAUCCGGCAACACCCAUGCAACGUUUUUGCCACACAAAAUUUCGAAAAAAUCUACAUUGUGUUGUACCUGAUCAUCCUCCUCAAUACCGCGCUCCACAACCACGAGCUCGCCAACAAGUCGAAAAUCUCCCAGACCGAGUAUGUUCGCAACACGUUCCUGACGUUUGUUCAGCAGGACGCCCGCAACUCAAAGUCUUUGUCCAUAAAACAAAGAAUCGUGAUUGAACGAGAGCUCUGUGAAUUCUACGACGAUUUGGUGCGCCAUGAACUCCACCUCAAAGACUUGGACCCGUCCCAGAACCUCUCUACCUCCCAGUUCCAGCCGCUCUCGCGCCAGCUCUCCGGGCUGUCCAUUUGGCUGACAGAUACCGGCCGGCGGUCGUCGUAUGCUGCAAAACGAAUCUCCACCACCCCGCUGCUGGUUUCACAUUACCCUUCGUCAACGUCGCUGCCGUCCAAAUCUCGCGUAGGGUUCACCAGGGCUCUCGCUAGCGAUCUGAAGGUGUAUAGCCACCUGAACGGCUCCAGAGUGUCGGCAACCAGCGUUCGAAACAGAAACUCACUCGACCAUUUGCGAACCAAUAAUUUGAAUAAUUUGUCCAAUACCACUCCUCUUUCCAUGAAGAGGUCUUCACGAGCCUCCAUAAUGUCCCGCGAGUCCACUGCUACCCUGCACGACGACACACUGGUGUUACUGAUGGAAUCUCACCUCAAUCAGCUCGACCUCGACUCCGACGCUCCGGUGCAAAAUGUCGACGAGUUCAACGUGGACGACUACCAGGACAGCUACGACUUGACGUUGGAGUUGCAGGGGUCGCCGUACCUCAAAGAAGGGUUGUUGCGUUUGAAAAUCAUCAAUAAUGACCAGGUGGAUUCCACUUCUUCAGACGUCGAAUCUUCCGCUGCCUCCACCAUGUCUACCAGCGGCGCCUCCAGGUUCUUCUCCUUCUUCCGCAGCUCGCCGGCUGCUCCUCCGCCUGCGCAAACCGGAACACAUUCGCUAAUCAGCAAGUUUGUAGAGGACUUUGUGGUGGUGUCGAAAGGCGAACUUUCGUUGUACUCGUUUGACCCCAAGGUGAUCAAGAAGCAGCAGCAGAAAGUGAAAAAGUUUCAGAAACGGUCGCUCAUGGCUGGGCUUGAAAACACUCCGGAAAACGACGAGGUGGGAGAUGGUAACUGGUUGAAAAAUGCUGCUUGUGUGGGCCAAUAUAAUCUCUGUGAUACCCAUGCCCAAUUGGAAAAAUCGCUCUCCACUGGAAAAGUGAUCUGGUCGUUGACUUUCCCCAAAAUUUCGAAAAAACCCGCCAAAAAAUUCAUCUUUGAAGCGGGAACCAAGGAAGUGGCUCUUGAGUUUAUCAACUCGUGCAACUUUUGGGCCGCCAAGAUCACCGCCGUGCCCACGCUGGAAGAAAGUGUGUCGCUGAUCGAGUACGGUUGGACCAACUUGGACCAUUUAAUUGCCAAAAAGGACCAGUUCAAACGGAGCAAAGAUAUCCACAAGUGGGAACCACUUCCCAAGGGCGUCUAUUUGAGUUCGUAUGUGGUGGACUCCAACGACAGCGCCAGCCAUACCGGGAUGAUGAAGCAGUUUGUCAAGACUUUGGCGUACCACAAUAGUCUCAAGCGAUUGUACGCUGAGUUCAAUCUGCAGAAAAUCAAGUUUAUGAAGAACAUUAACUCUACCGGAACAAACUAUAACCGAGUGGUGGGCAACUUCGAAGCCAAGAUUGCCGACUACAAGUUUGAAAUGAAAAAAUACAAGAGUUAUCUCAUCAUCUUGGCAUUUGGGUUGCAGCUUCGGUUUGAUCUCGAAGACCAGGACCAUGAAGAAGACGAACUUUUCAACGAUUCCGAUGUCAAUUUAGAAGGGGAAACUGUGGCCCGGGACCUGGAAGUGGUAGAGCUGGAACUCACCAAGCUUGUCAAGUUUGAGAUUCGUCGUUUGUUCAUGAACAUGAAAGGAAUCAGCCGCAUUAUUCCCACCUACCAGUCGCUGAGAUCGAUCACCGAGAUGGCCGAGCUUGCAGGCAAGGACGGCAGCCGGUCUUUUCCGCUCGUCAAGUCGCCAAAAACCUUUACUCUUGCUAAUUACAACGACACUGAAAGUCCGGUGAAUCAGCUACUAAAUACCACUGGAAAUUCAACCACGAAUACCAACGAAAAGGACUUUGUACACAGCUACAGCACGAACACCAUCAAGGAGGAGGAAGAGGAGACGGAAGACGACCACAAGCUGUCGAUUGAAAUGGUUAAAACGGCGGUUGUGGGCAAGCCGCAACUUGUAGAAUUAGGUGUAUAG
This is a messenger RNA of Meyerozyma guilliermondii ATCC 6260, 2664 nucleotides long. Its product is annotated as Arf family guanine nucleotide exchange factor. The transcript has a single exon. Bases 1 to 2664 code for a protein of 887 amino acids. NCBI's taxonomy places the organism in Eukaryota, Fungi, Ascomycota, Pichiomycetes, Serinales, Debaryomycetaceae. The record is from RefSeq and is a predicted model, not a curated record. Gene Ontology annotation, biological process: regulation of ARF protein signal transduction. Gene Ontology annotation, molecular function: guanyl-nucleotide exchange factor activity.